CUUUAAAAGAUAUAGUUGACAUUGGAAAGUCAUGUAUAAAAUUUUGAUAAUUACAUUUUUAAUAAUUUUCGUUAAAGAAGGUGUUUAUUCUACAGAAACAUGCACCUAUAGUUUUAUCUUUCCCAAAAGAAAUCUUAUCAAGAAGUGCUCAGAUAAUUUUAUUCAGAAAUAUGAAAAUUUGACAAAAACCAUAAAAGAUUUAGAGAAGGAGGUCACUGAUUUAAUAAAAACAGUACCAAAUCUAAAUAAACCUCAACUUUCCUUCGACUGUAACAGUACUUGCGCAAAGAACGGAAAAUUUCAUAUUCUAUAUGCUAAUUGUCAAGAUGUUAGUAAGACUAAGAAUACCAAAAGCGGUAUUUAUGAAAUAGCUCCAAUAAAAUCCGCUGGCUUUUUAGUAAAAACGAAAAUAAAAGAUAAUAAACAUGUUAAAACGGAGUUAAAAAGUCUAUAUCAAGUUGAAAUAAUGGAUAAGAUAUUGGUAUAUUGUGAUUUAUCUGAUAAAUUAGCAUCUUGGACUGUCUUCAUGAGAAGAACCAAAAAUACAAAUAGUUAUUUUUGGAGUAAAACGUAUACAAAUUAUGUGGAUGGUUUCGGAAAUUUGGAAAAAGAUUUUUGGUUAGGUUUAGAAAAAAUGAGUCAACUCACUAUGUCCAAUUCCCUUUAUAAAGCAACUCUUUUCACAACUGUAACCGACACAAAUGGUGAAGUGAAAACCUACGUAGUGGACAACUUUUCAAUCGGUAACUCUAAAACCCAGUAUGAGAUAGGUGGUGUGGGUGACGGUCCCAUUAAAGCUGGAUAUAAAUUUGUUGACUACACACUCUCAUAUGGAUAUUGUUACAAUGGAUACUUCUGGCAUGGAGAAUUUGACCGCAAAUGCGAUACGUUAAUCGGAGAUGAAAUUAAAAUUUCCUACAACAGCUAUACAUCGGCAACUAUGAAAAUAAAAUAUACGUUAAAAAACUAAGAUACUAAACAAAACUUAGAUAAUUUAAUUUUGAAUUUGAAUUGAGUUAUGCAUCUGAAAUGUUACUUAAGUAUUAAUCUUAGUAAAGUGACAUAUGGUAUUUACUGAAAUAUGAUACAGUACAUGCUUUUACUAUAUUAUUUUCAAUAUAUUUCAUUAUAUUUUGCUCACUUAAUUAGCAUGUAUAUCGCCAUGUGUACUGGAAAAGUAUAAAAUCAUUGCAAGGCCAUUGUAACUUUCAAGUUAAUUAUUGAGAGAUUUCACCAGAUCCACGGUCUUAAUUAACACUUGGUAAUAUACUCUAAGUUGUGUUCUAAAAAUGUUCCAGUAAAUUAAUCCAUACAUUUCUAUAAUUAUAAUUUCCCGCUUUAUAGUUUAUCUUUUAUUCAUCAG
Dimorphilus gyrociliatus is the source of this 1363-nucleotide messenger RNA. Lineage: Eukaryota; Metazoa; Annelida; Polychaeta; Dinophilidae. The record is from the annotation of a GenBank genome assembly.